GCUCUUUGUCUACAUUCCACGCAUGCGAUAAAGGCGCGAAUAUCCGCAAGCUCCCAGGAAUCCUGUUUGUGGGGACUUUUUUCUUGUGCCGUGAAUGCUCGACAUACAACGACGGCGCUUUUGUGCCUAGGACACCCUCGUCAUGUCGCGACUGGUCAUUCUGCUCUGCAUAUUGUUUCGACUUCCCAGAACGAGCUCAUGGAUGAUAGAUUCCCUGAGGCUUCUCAUCCCUCAUGACUUGCUCUACAGAAGGCUAUAGUGCGUAGAAAGUGGGAGGUCCGCCAGCACAAUCUGAUCAGCAGUGCUUCCCAUCGAGGGUUUCGCAUCACAUGUCCAAUCUGGAUCUUCUGUAAAAUCCGUCUAUCUAUCGAAUCGAUCUCCAGCAUGUCCGGAGCGUCGUCCCGCACCGGAAUCCGCCGAUAUGAGUCUGCUGUACCUCGUUAACCUGGUCCAGGUGCUCACGGGACUUGCCUCCCGUCGAUCCCGAGGUCACCGAUGACUCGAGAGACAGAUUCGAUUCUCCCCGCCAAACAAAUCACAGCCCUGGCUGCUUCGCUCGCCUUGCGGCCUUACCGAGUUUCUUCAUACUUCUUCCUCGAUCAGCCCAAAGGGGAACCCCACCGGUCCCGCUCAAACGAAACACUUGCGGAGGCUUUACCCCAUCCGGGUGUGCUUUCUUUCUGGGACGUUUUGCCGCACUCACAGAUGUCUCCUUCGCGCGGAGAUCCCCGUGCGUCAGGGUUCUCGGACCGGCCGCGGGCCAAAAGGCCAAUCCGCAGACGGCCUCGACUCCUAUUGGUUGCGCGAGGACAUGGUCGACAUUGCAACCAAUUAUACCUGCGCCAGUGAGCUCACUCAGCCAGAAAACACGAUUAUUAUUGCAAUUUUUCCGCGUCAAGGAUAGAAGACUGAAGUCUUUCCGAGCACUGCCAUGUUCACUAUCUGCAAAAGAUGCGAGUACACGUGUCUGUGGCUUCAACGCGAGCCGUUAAAACAUCCGGCUGGCGCAAGCGCGGGGUUUUUGCCGCAGUGUCACUGUCAGCUAUCCACGCAAUAGCACAUGUGUCUGUGGCGAAGGACCAGGGUUUGUUCGAUUAGAUUUUACGUCAUGAUGGGGCGGAGUGCAAGACAGUCCGGCAGAGACCCGCGAAAGCUCGAGCUAAAAAAAAAGGC
Molecule: messenger RNA, 1173 nt
Organism: Mycena citricolor
Lineage: Eukaryota; Fungi; Basidiomycota; Agaricomycetes; Agaricales; Mycenaceae
Source: the annotation of a GenBank genome assembly